AUGCGGGCGGCGGCGGGGGGCGCGCGGGCGGCCGCGCUGGCGCUGCUGCUGGGGGCGCUGCACGGGGCGCCGGGGCGCGGCGAAGAGUACGACUACUACGGCUGGCAGACCGAGCCGCUGCACGGGCGCUCGUACUCCAAGCCGCCCCAGUGCCUCGACAUCCCCGCCGACCUGCCGCUCUGCCACACCGUGGGCUACAAGCGCAUGCGGCUGCCCAACCUGCUGGAGCACGAGAGCCUGGCCGAGGUGAAGCAGCAGUCGAGCAGCUGGCUGCCGCUGCUCGCCAAGCGCUGCCACUCGGACACGCAGGUCUUCCUCUGCUCGCUCUUCGCGCCCGUCUGCCUCGACCGGCCCAUCUACCCUUGCCGCUCGCUGUGCGAGGCCGUGCGCGCCAGCUGUGCGCCGCUCAUGGAGGCCUAUGGCUUUCCCUGGCCCGAGAUGCUGCACUGCCACAAGUUCCCCCUGGACAACGACCUCUGCAUCGCUGUGCAGUUCGGGCACUUGCCCGCCACCGCGCCUCCAGUGACCAAGAUCUGCGCCCAGUGUGAGAUGGAGCACAGCGCUGAUGGCCUCAUGGAGCAGAUGUGUUCCAGCGACUUCGUGGUCAAAAUGCGCAUCAGAGAGCUCAAGAUAGAGAACGCGGACCGGAAGCUGAUUGGAGCCCAGAAAAAGAAGAAGCUGCUCAAGCCGGGCCCCCUGAAGCGCAAGGACACCAAGAGGCUGGUGCUGCACAUGAAGAACGGCGCUGGCUGCCCCUGCCCGCAGCUGGAGAGCCUGGCCGGCAGCUUCCUGGUCAUGGGCCGCAAAGUGGACGGACAGCUGCUGCUCGUGGCCGUCUACCGCUGGGACAAGAAGAACAAGGAGAUGAAGUUCGCGGUCAAGUUCAUGUUCUCCUACCCCUGCUCCCUCUACUACCCCUUCUUCUAUGGGGCCGCGGAGCCCCACUGAAGGGCACUCCUCCCUGCCCCACCCAGCCAGCUGUGCCUUGUCUUCUGUCUCCGCCCCUGGGGUGCACUCUCUCCUCCUGCCCACCUGGCCUCCCCCUACUCCCAGGCUGACCCAGCCCCUGCCGGAGGGUGGUUCAUGCAGAGCUGCUACCAGCACAGGCACUAAGGGAUGGACGUGGAGCCAGGCUGUCCUUGACCGAGGGGUUCUGGGGUCCUUGAAGGUUUCCUCCCAUAGGAGCAGAGGUUUCUCAGUUGGGAGAAAGUAGGCAGAGAGAAGACAGAGCUCUAAGCAGCCUGAGGAGGUGGUUUCCAGAAUAGCCGGUGGUGUCGGCUCCCCUCUGUUGGCGGUGGGGCCUCGCCUGGGA
Molecule: messenger RNA, 1312 nt
Organism: Balaenoptera acutorostrata (minke whale)
Lineage: Eukaryota; Metazoa; Chordata; Mammalia; Artiodactyla; Balaenopteridae
Gene: SFRP5
Product: secreted frizzled related protein 5
Exons: 3
Coding region: 1-948 (315 amino acids)
Biological process (GO): non-canonical Wnt signaling pathway; canonical Wnt signaling pathway; negative regulation of canonical Wnt signaling pathway
Molecular function (GO): Wnt-protein binding
Source: RefSeq, a predicted model, not a curated record